This is a messenger RNA of Cylindrotheca closterium, 474 nucleotides long. The record is from the annotation of a GenBank genome assembly. NCBI's taxonomy places the organism in Eukaryota, Bacillariophyta, Bacillariophyceae, Bacillariales, Bacillariaceae.
AUGAAUGGCGUAUUCGCCGCCUUGAAGCAUCAUGGAGGCGAAGCCUUGCAUAACUGGUUGGGCUUGGACAUGGAGGUAGCGAAGCAUGGCGUCACUUUUCCAGCGUCCAAUGAGUUGGAUGGUGUCGCGAUCGACGUUGGAGCAGAAAAGGGCCAUGGCACCGCCCGCACGAAGGGAGCGGGUGCUAACGUCGGAAGGAAGGAAACCGAGGUCGGCGCCGCAGGCGGCUGUAGCUUGGUGUAUUGUAGUGGUGAUGUCGGCCGAUUUUACGGAGUAAUGGCGGCCGUUUUGGAAAUAGGUUGCAAUGAUGGUGUGCAUGUUUGCAGUAUGUUGUCGGAGAUGGAGGAUACGGCGGAUCAUGGAGCGGACGGGGCAGAGGACAUCAUGUCCGCUCCGACCGUGACAGAUGACUUCGCCACGGACACCAUUCUUUUGCGUGGUGAAUGUAAGGGCAACACUGGUGGCAGCCCAUAA